CGGCGAUACUACGCCUCGAUCCUCCUCCCUCGGAGCCUUCAGUGCCCACACCAUCCCCCUCUAUCACUGUCACCUUGCCUCGGUAGUUCGCUCACUUCAUUCGACAGGACGACGUCACCUUCUUUAUGGUGGACGUGACGGAUCUCUUACACUAUGAUCCACCCUGUCCUGACGCCGAGCUCAUCCCUCUGGAGCCAGAUCCUCCCUCUAUCUCCAUGGCUCCCAUCUCUACUUCCGUCCCUCCGCCGUCCGUCGAGUCCACCCCGCCGUCGGGCGCUAACGCUGACGCUGAGGAACUCGCACGAUAUACGGCUGACCUGGAGCCCGCAGUUCGUGACCUCAUCCGAGAGUACCACGACGUUUUCCCAUCGUCGUUCUCGUACGCCGGCAUCCCACCGAUGCGUGACGUCGAGCACUCCAUUCAACUUGUGCCUGACUAUCGUGUUCACCACCAGACACCCUACAGACUCUCGAUUCCCGAGGCCACCGAACUCAAGCGUCAGCUUGAGGAACUCCUGAGACUGGGUUUCAUUAAACCUAGCAACUCCCCGUGGGGUGCACCCGUCCUCUUUGCUCGCAAAGCGGAUCGAACUCUCCGUCUCUGCAUCGGCUAUCGCGGUCUCAACCGCUACACGGUUAAGAACAGCUACCCCAUGCCUCGUUCCGAUGAGCUGUUCGACUGCCUAGCAGGCAACCGCUUCUUUACGAAGAUUGAUCUUCGUAGUGGUUACCAUCAGAUCCGCGUCGCUGCAGCCGACCAGCCGAAGACAGCGUUCCGAUCGCGCUUCGGCCACUACGAGUUUACGGUGAUGCCAUUCGGCCUCACCAAUGCACCCACCACCUUCCAGAGGGCGAUGAACGACAUCUUCAGGGACAUCCUGGAGCAGUACGUUCUCGUCUACCUCGACGAUAUCCUGGUCUACAGUCGUACCCUUGAGGAGCACCUCAGACACCUCCGCGACGUCCUUGACCGCUUGCGCAGACAUGGCUUCUACGCCAAGUUGAGCAAGUGCCGCUUUGCCCAACACAAAGUGAAUUUCUUAGGACACUACGUGUCUGACCAGGGUCUCCACAUGGAUGACGCAAAGAUCACUGCUAUUGCGGAGUGGCCCGCCCCCACAUCCGCCAAGCAGCUUCGCAGCUUCCUAGGCCUGACCAGCUACUAUAGUAACUUCAUCCGGGGAUACGCUAGGUAUUCAUACGUCCUUACCUCCACCCUCCUCCGGAAGAACCCACCUUGGGCUUGGGCACCUCUCCACGAGGACGCCUUCCGCGCCCUCAAGAAGGCUGUGACAUGCGCACCGGUUCUUCACCUACCCGAUUUUGACCGCCCUUUUAUCCUUACGACCGAUGCGUUAGACUUCGCUGUGGGAGCAGUGCUUUCUCAGUGUCACGAGGACGGUUGGCAUCCGGUUGAGUACUUCUCCCAGAAGGUGCCUCUCGUCAACACUCUUGAUGACGUUAGGAAGAAAGAGCUACUCGCGUUCGUCACCGUCCUCAAAUGGUGGCGUCACUUUCUUCUCGGCCGUCGGCGUUUUAAAUGGAAUACGGAUAACAAUCCGUUGACAUUUUACAAAACGCAGGACACGGUCACAAAUACGAUCGUUCGAUGGAUGUAUUACAUCGACCAGUUCGAUUUUGACCCGUGUCACAUUCCCGGUCCCGCCAAUCGAGCGGCGGACGCCCUCUCACGACGGCCAAACUUUUGCGCCAUUGUGACCACGGCAUUCGACCUCGAUAACGAUCUGUAGCAGCAUUUCGUCAAAGGCUACAAGUCCGAUCCGACGUACUCUACGCUUUAUGCGGAGCUUU
Messenger RNA from Chara braunii, 1812 nucleotides. NCBI's taxonomy places the organism in Eukaryota, Viridiplantae, Streptophyta, Charophyceae, Charales, Characeae. The record is from the annotation of a GenBank genome assembly.